Phragmites australis (common reed) is the source of this 1858-nucleotide messenger RNA. Its product is annotated as 4-hydroxyphenylacetaldehyde oxime monooxygenase-like. The record is from RefSeq and is a predicted model, not a curated record. The transcript is spliced from 3 exons. NCBI's taxonomy places the organism in Eukaryota, Viridiplantae, Streptophyta, Magnoliopsida, Poales, Poaceae. The coding region runs from base 74 to 1657 and encodes 527 amino acids. Gene Ontology annotation, molecular function: heme binding; monooxygenase activity; oxidoreductase activity, acting on paired donors, with incorporation or reduction of molecular oxygen.
UGCAAGGUUUCCCUUAUAUUAUGCCCACCGAUCACCACUCCACAGUCCACACCACACCACACCAAGACGAACAAUGGCCAUCCCACUGCUGCCCCCCUCCCAGCUCCUUUCCAGCCUGCCGCAGCAAUGGCAGCUCGGCCUCCUGGCCCUCCUCCCUCUCCUGGCGCUGUCGUCCUUCCUCCUCCUGACGAGCAGGAGCAGUGGCAGCUCUGCCACGGCCAAGAAAGGGGAGCGGCUGCCGCCGGGCCCCGUGCAGCUGCCGGUCCUGGGCAGCCUGCACCUGCUGGGCCCGCUGCCGCACCGGAGCUUCGGCGAGCUGGCGCGGCAGCACGGGCCCGUGAUGCUGCUGCGGCUGGGCACGGUGCCGACGGUGGUGGUGUCGAGCGCGGAGGCGGCGCAGGAGGUGAUGAAGGCGCACGACGUCGACUGCUGCAGCCGGCCCGUGUCGCCGGGGCCCAAGCGCCUGUCCUACGACCUCAAGAACGUGGCCUUCGCGCCCUACGACGAGUACUGGCGCGAGAUGCGCAAGCUCUUCAUCGUCGAGCUCCUCAGCAUGCGCCGCGUCAAGGCCGGGUGGUACGCGCGCGAGCAGCAGGUGGACAAGCUGAUCGGCAACCUGACGCGGUCGGGGCCGAAGCCGGUGGCGCUGAACGAGCACAUCUUCGGCCUGGCCGACGGCAUCAUCGGCACGGUGGCGUUCGGUAACAUCUACGGCUCGGAGCAGUUCGCGCACAAGCAGCACUUCCAGCACGUGCUCGACGAGGCCAUGGACAUGAUGGCCAGCUUCUCCGCCGAGGACUUCUUCCCCAACGCCGCCGGCUGGCUUGUCGACCGCCUCACGGGCCUCGUCGCCCGCCGCGAGCGCAUCUUCAAGGACCUCGACGCCUUCUUCGAGAGUGUCAUCGACCAGCACAUGGACCCCGCGCGCGCCAAGCCUGAGAACGGCGGCGACCUCGUCGACGUCCUCAUCAACCUUUGGAAGGAGCACCGUGGCACGCUCCGCUUCACCAGGGACCACGUCAAGGGCAUCAUCUUGGACACGUUCCUUGGUGGGAUCGACACGAGCUCGGUGACGAUGCUGUGGGCGAUGUCGGAGCUGAUCCGGAAGCCGCGGGUGCUGAAGAAGGCGCAGGACGAGGUCAGGGCCGUUGUGGGCGACAAGGUGCGGGUGGAGCCGGGCGACGUGCCCAAGCUCACGUACCUCAAGAUGGUCGUGAAGGAGACCCUGCGUCUGCACCCGCCGGCGACGCUGCUCCUGCCGAGGGAGACCAUGCGGCACAUCAAGAUCUGCGGGUACGACGUGCCGGCGAAGACGCGCAUCUUCGUGAACGCGUGGGCCAUCGGCAGGGAUCCGGCGAGCUGGACCGACGCCGAGGAGUUCAACCCGGACAGGUUCGAGGCGAGCGACGUGGACUACAACGGGGCGCACUUCGAGCUGGUGCCGUUCGGGGCCGGGCGGCGCAUAUGCCCGGGGCUGGCCAUGGGCGAGACCAACGUGCAGUUCACGCUGGCCAACCUGCUCUACUGCUUCGACUGGGCGCUUCCGGAGGGGAUGGCGGCGGAGGACGUGAGCAUGGAGGAGGCCGGCGGGCUCACCUUCCACCGGAAGACGCCGCUCGUGCUGGUGCCCACGAAAUACCAGCAGCGCGCGGUGUAGCAGCAGCACUCAGCAGUAGUAGUUGUCGAUCGAGUAUUUUUUUAAUAAGCGCGCGAGACGUGCGUAUGCCUUGCAGCAGCAGCUAUUGCAUUGUUGACAUGUACUCUGCUCUAAUUUGCCCUCGGUUGCAGUUUCAGUCGAAGCUUGUAGUAUUCCCAGUCCCAGUUCGCGUUGAAGAUUAUGUGCUCAAUUCAUCCUUCA